GUCUUGUGUUGGAGUUUGAAUACCUAUAAUGUGACAAAGAAUGGUUUAUACUCUGAUAACUUUUAAUAUAUGGUAUUUUGUUAGAAAUGCAAGGAGAUAGAAAAAUGCAAGGAGCAGGAGAUGUGCAAGGAGCUGGAGGAAUUGGAGAUAUGCAAAAUACCUCAAGUGGGCAACACACACCAAUUGCCAAUGAUCCUUCUCAACCAAAUCAACAAACUACAACAGCACACAAUCUUCCACCAACUGGCCUAAAGAAAAGAAGACUUGAUGAAAAUGGUAACAUAAAGAGAUCUGAGGUAUGGGAUCACUUUAACCUUAUUCCUGAUAGUGACCCCCCAAUUACUGAAUGUAAGUACUGCCACAAAAUGUAUAUGCAUGACUCUAAGAAACAUGGAAGAUCAAACUUAAAGAGUCACAUGAAAACAUGCCUCAAGUAUGCAUUGAACGUGUCUAUCGACCCUACCCAAAGAAUCUUGUUAUAUUCAACAACUAAGGGAAAUAUGUUGGUUCCAUUAAGUUCUAGGUUUAACCAUGUAGUUUGCAUAAAUGGAUUCAUGUAG
This is a messenger RNA of Lathyrus oleraceus (garden pea), 560 nucleotides long. RefSeq lists its product as uncharacterized. Gene Ontology annotation, cellular component: nucleus. The record is from RefSeq and is a predicted model, not a curated record. NCBI's taxonomy places the organism in Eukaryota, Viridiplantae, Streptophyta, Magnoliopsida, Fabales, Fabaceae. Gene Ontology annotation, biological process: regulation of transcription by RNA polymerase II. The transcript has 2 exons. Gene Ontology annotation, molecular function: sequence-specific double-stranded DNA binding. Bases 87 to 560 code for a protein of 157 amino acids.